Messenger RNA from Haliotis rubra (blacklip abalone), 1516 nucleotides. RefSeq names its product nucleoporin SEH1-like. Gene Ontology annotation, biological process: cellular response to amino acid starvation; positive regulation of TORC1 signaling. Bases 161 to 1297 code for a protein of 378 amino acids. The transcript is spliced from 9 exons. The record is from RefSeq and is a predicted model, not a curated record. NCBI's taxonomy places the organism in Eukaryota, Metazoa, Mollusca, Gastropoda, Lepetellida, Haliotidae. Gene Ontology annotation, molecular function: structural molecule activity; protein binding. Gene Ontology annotation, cellular component: Seh1-associated complex; nuclear pore outer ring.
AGCGCUAUGGCGCAUGUAAGUCCAAAGUUAUCGCGCACCUGCCAGUGUUUUAUUUUAGGACGAUAACUCUAAUUGAAAUAUAUACAGACUUACUUAAUAUCGUGUCUUAAUAUCACACAGUAAUUACUUAUUUUUCACCUGUGUUUGAUUGACGUUCACCAUGUAUGUGGCCAAAUCCAUCCCUGUUGAUCAUAAAGACUUGAUCCACGAUGUCUCCUAUGAUUUCCACGGAACGCGGAUGGCCACAUGUUCCAGCGACCAAAGCGUUAAGGUGUGGGACUUGGGAGAAGAUGGAGAGUGGCACUGCACAGCUAACUGGAAGACACACAGUGGCUCUGUGUGGAGAGUGACGUGGGCACACCCUGAGUUCGGGCAGGUUCUGGCCACAUGCUCCUUCGACAGGACAGCGGCCGUGUGGGAGGAGCUGGUGGGAGAACACGGCAAAGGUAAAGGUCAGACUCCAUGGGUCAACAGAGGCAACCUUGUGGACAGUCGAACUUCGGUGACGGAUGUCAAGUUUGGACCUCAAUACUUGGGCUUGCAGCUGGCUACAUGUUCUGCUGAUGGGAUUGUCCGUAUCUACGAGGCUGUUGACGUGAUGAACCUCAGUAACUGGCCUCUCCAGCAUGAGAUCUCAUGUAGAAUCAGCUGCAGCUGUCUGUCCUGGAACAAUUCAAGAGUACAUCCUCCAAUGAUAGCUGUCGGCAGUGAUGACCCUAACCCAGCGGCUGGUGCGAAAGUCCACAUCUACGAGUACAACGAUAAUGCAAGGAAAUGGAACAAAGUUGAGAGUUUAUCCAUGGUGACUGACCCCGUCCAUGAUGUUGCCUUCGCUCCAAACUUGGGGCGGUCAUACCACCUGUUGGCAAUCGCUGCCAAGGAUCUCAAGAUUAUUUCUCUAAAGCCACUGAGGAAGGAUGUUUCCUUAGGAGCACAGGCCACUCUGACGAAGUUCGAGAUGAGACAAGUGGCAAGUUUUGGUGACCAUGAGUCCCAGGUGUGGCGGGUCUCCUGGAAUGUGACUGGUACAAUUCUAGCAUCAUCUGGAGAUGAUGGGUGUGUCCGCUUGUGGAAAGCGAACUAUCUGGACUCCUGGAAGAGUAUCUCAGUCAUGAAGGGAGAUGGAUCGCCGCAAGACUCCGCUCGGAACCACAACAACAUGCCCCAAGCAAUGUCGGUUGCCAAUGGCAACAGUGAAGGCGUCAGGACUCCGCCUCCUGGAACAAUGAACAUCAAGCGCCUAAGCAACUGGCCCUUCACGUCCGUGCAGAAAGACCAAGCCAAGCUCUUCUACUGACACGGCCAUUAUACUACCUCAUCAUACCAGUAUAUGCCCAUCUAAAGGAGAAUGAUAUAGGGUGUGUGUAAAUUACUGCUUUCAGUAUUGGAGUAUGUAGCCACUGGUUUAUAUUAUCAUGGUGUGUUUUAGGGCUGGGACGGGUAACCUGGAUACCCGGGACGGGUGGGUAAUGAGUUGUACCCGGGUACCUAUCUCAAUACCCGGACCUGUUAUGAU